CAUCUCUUCAACCAAUCUUCAAUACAACUAUUCACCAUGCAGCUCACCAACCUGCUUAUGACCGUUGCCGCGACGCUCUCUGUCGCCAACGCAUACAAAGUCACCACCGACGGCCUCAACUGUCGCAAGGGUGCCUCGACCAGCGAUGCCUCCGUGACCACCUACGACAACGGCGAGGAUGUCAACAUCACCUGCCAGACCAACGGCGAAGACAUCCAGGGCAACACCAUCUGGGACAAGACCGACGACGGCUGCUACGUCGCCGACUUCUACGUCAACACUGGCUCAGAUAGCAUGGUCACCAAGGACUGCGACGGCGGCUCCGACAGCGGCAGCUCCUCCUACCAGGGCGAGAUCAGCCGCAAGGAGAUUCUCGAGCGUGGUGAAUACUGGGUCUCGCGCCACGUCCCAUACUCCAUGAGCGCCUAUUACCCCGACCCCGAUGGCCGCAAGUACCGCACCGACUGCUCUGGCUUCGUCAGCAUGGCUCUGCAUGCGUCCGCCCCUGGUCUCAACACUGUCAGCCUUCCGGAAAUUGCAAAGUCCAUCGAGUGGGACGACCUCAAGGAAGGUGACUUUGUUGGCACCCUUGGCUCCGGUACUGGCGGUGCUGAUGGCCACGUUACUCUGUUCAAGUCGUGGACCGACAGCUCCAAGAAGGAAUACAAUACGCUUGAAUGCCAGGGUGGCAAUGGCUGUGUCUACGACAAGCGCGAGGUUGGCUGGAAGGUCGGCAGCCACACGGCCAAGCCCUACCGCUACGAGAAGGUCAAGGAUUAAGGGGUUAUUGUAUACAAGUACCCCAGAUAGAGACGUCCUUUGCAUCCUGUACAUAGUCUGAGCCUGAUUCAGCAUAUUAUCCCGGCUGGCAAGUCACAGCGACCUCUUAGAAACUGCAUCAAUAGAGA
Aspergillus versicolor CBS 583.65 is the source of this 908-nucleotide messenger RNA. RefSeq names its product putative NlpC/P60-like cell-wall peptidase. The transcript has a single exon. The record is from RefSeq and is a predicted model, not a curated record. NCBI's taxonomy places the organism in Eukaryota, Fungi, Ascomycota, Eurotiomycetes, Eurotiales, Aspergillaceae. The coding region runs from base 37 to 780 and encodes 247 amino acids.